GUUAAUAUUGAAUUCUGUGGUGAAUCAUCUAUUAAUUUUCAAUCUUUUUCUUGUAUCUAGUUAAAUCAUUUACUAAUUAUCGGUCUUCAAUCAUAAUUACAAUCAUGGAUUCUUUGGAUGCUCUCGAGAAAUUUGAGAGCAACGAAAAAGAGAGAGAGUUUACAGAUGAAGAAAACGACAGUGGCGAUGAAGCAGAAAGGCAUAAUAAUCUUCUUAACUCGCUGGGUAUCGAAUCCAAAAGUGACGAGAAAAAAUUGAAAAAUGAGCAGCGUUCAGAAGCAACUAAUGAUGUUUCAAUUUAUUCUUUGAAUGCGGGUUCAAAAGUCAAAGCUCAUGACCUUAUAAAAAGUUUAAAAGAAACAGUGAACGUUAAUUUAUUGAAAAAAGGUCUCUCCAAAGUUGAGAACUCAAAUACCCAAUUAGCCCCCUUGUUACCGAAAGUGGCUGCAGACAGGGUGGAGAGAGAUGCAGCGUAUGAUCAGACGUCGGAAAAAGUUUCUCGGUGGGACAACAUUGUGAAACGAAAUCGCAACUCAGAACAAUUAUCAUUCCCGCUCAAGCAUGAAAAUUUACAUCUUAACACCGUUGACGAUUUUGUUCAGAAGUUCAAACCAAAAACUCCAUUGGAACAACAGAUAUAUGCUUUGUUAAAGGGUAACAAAUACGAAGAGAGAUCGGAAAACGGACUUUCUGUUGCAGAGGAAAAAGCAUUGAAAUCAAUCGGAAUUCAGGAAGCCCGUCGUAGACGUGCGGAACUACAAAAACAUCGAGCGCUACUCUCAUACCAUGAGGCUAAGAAUAGAAGAUUGGGAAAAAUAAAAAGCAGAAGGCAUUUGAGGAUAAUUCGGAAACAGAAGGAAAAAAAAUCAGUAACAGAAUUUGAAGAACUUCAAAGAAAAGAUCCUGAAAAAGCAGCUGAAAAACUGAAAUACGCUGAAAAAACGAGAGCAGAAGAAAGAGCCGUUUUGAGGCAUAGACAAGGCAGCAAAUGGGCAAAGAACCGAAUGUUGAUGGCGAAGUACGAUGAAAUGACCAAAGUACAACUCGGGGAUCAAAGAAAGCUUCAUUCAGAGCUCGUCCAGAAGAAUUUGACAAAGAUUGAGGAUUCUGAUGAGGAGGGGGAAGAAAAUGAAAAAAAUAAUGAUCUGAGCACUCUUGUAUCACCGACAGCAUCAAUGCAGACAAUAUAUUUGCCAAAAGAUAAUCCGUGGUUGAGACAAGGAAAGGCAGAGAAACUGAAUGAUGAGAACAAUAAUGAUGAGGGGAGUAAGGGCGCAGAGGACCUUUCACCUAGAAAUAGAUUAUAUACAAAGAGUAAAUCUGCUAUUCUAGGAUUAGAAAAGGUGACUAAGCAAAAACAAGAAUCUGAUAAUGACUCAUCAGAAAAUGAGGAAGAAGAAUUAAAGGAAGAGUUAAAAGAAAUCAAAAGCAGAAAGAAGUUGAAGAAAAUGUUGAAAGAAGAUUCUGAUGAGGAGGAUUCAAACAUGGAACAGGACAACAAAGUUAUCCAAGAAGAGAGCAUUAAAAAUUUCAAAGCGGCUCUAAAAAAUUUACGAAAAGCCGACGAAAAAACCACAAAAGAAUCCGAAGACGAGGAAGAGAGUGAAGAACACAUGGGGGAGCCAGAGGGACUUGAUAUUACGACAGAUAGACGAAAAACUUUACAGGAUUUGGAACAAGUUUUAAGAAAUGAAAACAAGAUUGAGACACUUUCGGAAUUACAUAAAGCCAAAAGUUUGUCAAAAACUGAUAAAAAAGGGAAAAAUCACCCAAAAUUAGAUUACAUCGACCCGAAUAAGGUAUUCACGAUCCCAACUGAAAAUAUAUUCUCAGAAGAACCUACUUUAGUGCAAAACCAUGAUGAAGAGGGGGAUUCCCCAGUCGGGGAGGAUAAAAAUAGAAUGACGAUUCAAGAGGCUUUUGCUGAUGAUGACGUAAUGGCAGAAUUCAUUUCUGAAAAACGAAAAAUGGUUGCGGACUCGAGACCGAAAGUGGAAGAUUCAACACUACCAGGAUGGGGGGAGUGGGGGGGCGUCGGAUUAAAACCCUCAAAAAGAAGACGAAAGAAGUUUUUUAUAAAACCAUGUCCUCCCCCACCGCGAAAGGACCAACAUCUUGGGCCUGUAAUUAUCAAUGAGAAAAGAAACGUCUACAUUGCCAAACAUCAGAUUAAUCAGAUACCGCAUCCAUUCACGAGUGAUGAGCAGUACGAGAGAUCCAUACGGCAACCAUUAGGUAAAACAUGGAAUACAGCUUCAACAUUUAGGAAGCUGACUGAACCCAAGGUCAAGACAGUGAUGGGUGCCAUAAUCAAUCCGAUGGACGAGGAUGACGCAUUCGAUGACACGAAACCCCAGCAAAGAAAACGAGUCAUGCAUGACGACGGAAAUAUUGGAUUUGAUGACGUCGUCGAUACAAGUGUGAAAAAAAGAAGGCAGCGUAGAAAAGGAAAUAAAAAACAUAAAAAAUGAUUUUGGGAAUAAAAAGGUUGAGACAAUUGAA
Molecule: messenger RNA, 2502 nt
Organism: Styela clava
Lineage: Eukaryota; Metazoa; Chordata; Ascidiacea; Stolidobranchia; Styelidae
Product: U3 small nucleolar RNA-associated protein 14 homolog A-like
Biological process (GO): rRNA processing
Cellular component (GO): small-subunit processome; nucleolus
Source: RefSeq, a predicted model, not a curated record